Messenger RNA from Topomyia yanbarensis, 2418 nucleotides. RefSeq names its product proton channel OtopLc-like. Gene Ontology annotation, biological process: proton transmembrane transport. The record is from RefSeq and is a predicted model, not a curated record. The coding region runs from base 164 to 2290 and encodes 708 amino acids. Gene Ontology annotation, cellular component: membrane. NCBI's taxonomy places the organism in Eukaryota, Metazoa, Arthropoda, Insecta, Diptera, Culicidae. Gene Ontology annotation, molecular function: proton channel activity. The transcript has 6 exons.
UUUGACAAGUUGUUAGCAUAACGAUUGGCACCUCUGAUCAAUCAAUAUUGCUACAGUGUGAUAAGCAUCGCACGGUUUUUUUUCGGUAGGAGCGAGCAGUCACAAAUCAGACCCUGUCAGGAGUUGUAAAAUAUUCCCUUUUUGCCGAUACGGAACGGGCGCAAUGGCAAAAACCGUCCUUGAUAAGCGGCUUUCGGCCAGUACAAGCUCAAUGUCAUCGAUGGACAGUGACAUCGAGCAGAUGCGAUUCCUUCAGAGAAUUGAACAAAUGGCAGCACCGGAGUUUCAAGUAGUAGUAACAAAGCCACCACCGGAUAUCGGCAGUUCACAUUCACCCAGAAAGUUAACGCCCAACACCAGCUUCGUGUAUAAACCGGAAAGUCGGCGGCAGACCACCAUCAGUACACACAGCGAUGAUCUGCCCGAAACUGGCUCGCGACGACCUUCGCUAUUCAACGGACAACCGAGACCGUCGUUCAGUGUGUAUAAAAAACAAAUGAUGGAAUUCCUGCAGCGUCACGGCAGCCGACUGUCACUAUCGAAAAAGGACGAACUUCCGAUUGUCACUGAAAUGCGCAACAGAAACCGAGCGGUUGCCGAGGAUCAAUUCAGCACUGCCAUCUCUGCGUUGUACGCCAAACUACUUAUCGUACUCGGUAUUGCAUUCCCCAUCACUGAUGUCAUUUCAGAGCGAGCUGUACACGGUGCCUUCCAGGGAUUCUAUCUCUACCUGUACUUUGUCAGUGUAGUUUUCGUAGGUUUUUUGUACAUCGUCCGAUUGCGACAUCAGACUAAGCUGAAGAUGCUCCUGGAACAGUACCAACAUCCCAACACCGUACCGGAUCUGCUGAAGCCCAGCCGAACUCGGUUCGGAUCGUUUUAUCUCCGUGCCGGAGCAGUUGCCUUUGGAAUCGGCAGCAUGGUGCACUCCAGUCUGGAGUUCGGUCAGUACUUCGAAUUGAAACGCGAUGAAAGAUGUCAAAAUGUUCUAAUUGCAUUAAUUCCGGCCGCCCGGAUGGCCCUGUGCCUGGUGCAGAUGCAGUUCAUCUUCUUCAGCAGCGGUCAGUUCCACAUGGACCGCCACAAGUUUGUAGCCCGCUUCGGCCUGAUGCACAUGCUGGCCACCAACAUCUGCGAGUGGUUGUACGUGAUUAUCGAAGAAGCCAAGCACGAGAUUGUACACAUUGCCCACGGGGGGUUGCACGGCGGUGCGGCGGCGACUGCGGCAGCAUCGGCAGUUACGGCGGCUGCAUUAACAGACAACGACGACGGUGGGCUUAGCAUUCGCAGCAGUAUCGCCCUGAACGGGAGCCAUCAUCAUCAUCCGCUGCGCCAUGCAACCAGUCGGGAUCUAUCGUCCAGUGCUUCCAUCCACGGUUUCGAAUGCCAGCGGACCAACAUAAUGGGGUCAUUGGUACAGAAUGCGGCCCCAUUCCUGUUUCCCUGCACGAUUGAGUACUCGCUAAUCUGUGCCGUCAUUCUGUUCGAGAUGUGGAAGAAGGUACGCGAGAGCACCCGGGAGGCUAAUGGAUCGCGAAGAGGUUCCCGGAAAAGUCUGACCGGAAAAAGUGCCAACCUGCUGUCGGUCGACUGUUCGAAUGCCCAGCGGGGGAUGUUCGGUGGGAUUCUGGUCAUCGUACUGACCAUUAUAGUGCUGAUUAUGUACUUUGUGCUGCAGAAGGAACGAUUUUAUAAAAAAGCGGCAACCAUUGAAGUUACAAUCAGCGAAAUCAUCAUCUAUAGUAUAACGGCAGGGGCCGUUGUUUGGGCUAUGUUUCGAAUGAGAGAUUUGAAAUUUUCCCAGAAGAAAGGUGACGCUGGAAUAAGUCUGGACUGUCGGUUGCUGGUUCUGGCGCAGGUCGGCAUUUACAUCUACUGUAUGUUCAGUAUCAUUGGGACAUUUUUCUCGAUUGGCAUCUCCGAGUAUGCCACCGUUUAUUCUUUGCUUGCUGAAAUAAUUUCCUUGAUUCAAACAUCCCUGCAAACGCUGUUUAUCAUGAACGCGUGGUGGCGUCGCUGCAAGGGUGCCAAACAGAACCGGACCAAACCGGGACGAGAAAUUAUCACGUUUCUUCUAAUUGCCAACAUGUCGAUUUGGUUCAUCAAUACACUGAUCAAGACGAACGCUAGCUUUCGGCCGACUUUGAUGAACUUCUACGGUGUGUGGGCCUGGACGAUCAUCACGCAUCUCUCGAUGCCGCUGGCCAUCUUCUACCGGUUCCAUUCCACUAUCUGUCUCUUCGAGGUAUGGAAGAAUACAUUCAAAGUGAGAUACGAUCGCGGUAAUUAGAGUUGAAAGACUGGGGUGUUUACAACGAAACCAUGUGAUUUCUAGGCUAAGGUUUUAUUAAGUUUUGUUGAUGACAUACCAUGUCAUUUUCGUUUGUUCAACGAAUAAAUGUCCAUUUUAUUUUUUAA